AGCAAGGACCACUGGAAGAAUAGCAAUGUGAACCCAAAUAAAGACUGAAAUGCCUGUUGUACAAUAUAUAUUUUCUGUAUGUAGUUUGCUACAUUAAUUGAACAUAUACAUAUUAUAUUCUGUAAGUAACAUGACUUUAUCUUUGUUGUGUAAUAGAUCUUAGUUGUAUAAGACCAUAUGAAAGUCCCUGUACUUUUGUCAUUCAAUGAAUGAAGACCUUUAUUGUACAUUUUUGCCCCACUGGGCUAUUAAAGCCCAGGUCAAAAGAUUACAACCAUAUACAAACAAAUACAUCAAUAAAGAAUAUAGGAGGUGGAGCUCUGCCCAUGCUUUGCUGACAUGCCACGUGUGCUCACGAUCACCUCCCCCUAGUUUGUUUACAACGCGACGCGAUCCUGUAACUCAAUCCGCUCACCCGACCUUUCAACAUGGCUGCCCCUUCGCCACGUCAGGGCGUGAGCCCGGCGUUCGAAAACCCUCCGGCCAUUGAGGAAGAGGACAAGGAUACGCCAAAACAAUUGGGAUUGGUUCAUAAACGUCUAUCAAAGAAGGCUAGACUGCGCAGAGCUGCGAGUACUCGCGGGAAAAAGGGAGCUGCCACCCGGGGCACCGGUCGCCUGAGCAGGUCUUCCCGCACACUGGAAGUGGUGCCCGCUGGUUUUCGAGAGGAACUGGAAGAUUACUCCCACCCGUCAAGACCGUCGGCGAGACCCAUUUGGGUGAGUCCCGGAGGAUCUAAAUACAGAACAUUUACGAUGAGGAAGAAACUGGCGGCCAAGGGAAUGGACUUGGAUGACAUCGACACACCUGCAUGUUCUUCGCGUUCACGCACAGACGGCGAAAAUGUCCAGUCAAGUCGAAAGCUCGACUUUUCAAGUGCAGAGAACAAUGUACAGAAGAGGGAACCCAUUGUUGUAGAAGACGGAUACUAUGUGGGUCAGGUAUGCCAACUUCAAACUUUUGUCGACAACAUCAACAGUAACUUUAAGUGCCGAACGAAAGACUGUAAUGGAAUUUUAGUUCCCCUACACUUUGUGAAAGUUGGUCUUGGAGGCGGGCUGAGGGUUGUGUACAGUUGUAGCGGCUGUGCGAUGCCUGGUAUCAAUUUUGAUUCCUCAACUUUAGUGGAAUCAUCUCGCCGGUACCAGGUUUCCCUGGCACUCUGUCUGUCGAUGCUUGUUUCAGGUAACACCUACCAGGGUUACGACAAGGCACUUGGUCAGGGAUUAGGGUUGGAGACAAUCACUAAAAAUAACUUCUACACCUUGAUUCGGGAUGUUUACCCCCUGACAAGAGCCCUGGUCAAAGAACACUGUCAGGCGGCGAAAGAACAAAUGAGGAAAAUCCCAGAUAACGACUUAGGUAGUUCUAAGCGAGCAGUUACUCAGGCCGAUGGAACCUGGGGAACCAGGGGGUUCCACAGCAAAAAUUGCACAGUGACAAUCCGCAACGCCAUGAAUAAUUCGUUGCUAUAUGUAUGCCACCUCUGCAUGAAGGGGAGGGACACGAUAUCGUCAGAGGAGUUCCCACUUUUCGAGGGCACAGCCAAAAGCGGUGAGGGGAUUGGUUUAGAAAUGUUGUGGGCGCAGGCAGUCAAAGACGGCAUCCAUCCCAGUGUUCACUGGCAAGACGGAGAUAGCACUGCUAUGAAGUCAUUCAGGGCACAUUUCCCCGAUGAAAAACACAAGGUGAUGCUGUGCUCCGGCCAUGUUGCGAGGUCCCACCAAAACGUGUUGACUGACCUAAAAAAUAAAAAGACAGCUACAAAAAUGUACAAGUCGAAACACCAAGAGAAAUUCCCACAGGUCAAUUCUGUCAAGUGCAACUGUGAGGGUAAAAGCCAUCGAAAGGGAUGCGGCUGUAUCAAUGACGCAUUCAUAAGACAAGCCAGGAUCAAUUUCUUCUGUUGCGUAGUCCAAGCGGGGAAAGAACCAGACGAGCUCAGUAACAGACUCAAAAACCUGGGAAAGUACCACGCCCGUGAUAUCCACAAGUGGAAACACCCCACCACUAAGAAGAAGACAGGGUGCGACUUCCAUCCGGCCAAGACCUGCUCUUGUGAGAAGUGCAAGAAAAAAGGUAAAAACCAGGAGCCCCUUUGCGGCAAGGGCGAACUGUACAAAUCUAAGAAUGCAAUCACCUGUCCACUACACAGCCUUUUCUAUGAAGUCGAGACGGCACGGCGAGCGGAGCAGGCGAACGACAUCAUUCACCCGGAGCUAGGACGGGGAAACUCAAACCUCCCGGAAGCGUCACACAAUGUGUUGCUGAGAUUCCGAUCGAAAGACGUCUUUUUGAGUAGACUGCAUUAUAUUGUAAAGACGGACAUGGGUCUUCUACAGAGCUGCGUCAGCUGGGAGCAAGAUACACAACCAUUUGGCCCAGAGUUCCUCCACUGGUCCGUCGAACUGUACAAGCGCAUGAAACUGCCCAUACCACCAGGUAUGGUUCGUAAGGUACAGAAGGCACUGAGUGAGCGACGUAAAGCUUUGGAAAAAGCGAGGACAGAGGAGAAGAAAGCCCGUCGUAUUGCCCUCAAAGCAGCUCGUGCGUUGGACAGUGAGGAGAGGAAGCAAUGGACCAAGAAAAGAGCCAUCCAGCACAGCUAUGGGACUGCAGAUGCCGAGGCAGACAGUGAUGGUGAAGUGCAUUCAGAGGAGGAGGAGGGUGCCAGGGCUACUCUGGUAAAAGACAGCCAGCUCAUCGUAAGGGAAGACAGGAGAGUGGGUAGAGUUGUGGGUUUGGGUCCGCCAGUCCAAACUACCGGGAACAGCGCUAGCAGAAAACGAAAGAGCCGUGAUCCCCCCAAGCAACCCAGAAGGAAAGCAAGAAAACAAGAGACAGACCACCUCGUAUCAACAGUGCUGUCGCAUCCUUCCAUCCAACCUCCUUGUUCCAACGCAACAAUGGCCGACCUUGAGAAUGCAAUGGCGGCGCUAGAACUACUUUUCGAGCAGAGCGGCCUCACCCUGCCAGCUGGCCUGCGGCACAUCCUCCUCCAUCUGCCCCACACAGCUCCGGCAAACUCGAGCCGGCCGGACUGGGGGCCACGGCGCAGGCUGGCGGCUGCCCUCUUCCGAUGGCUCUGGGUGAGUGAACGUCGACGUGGGGGCGGACUCCGGGCCCCGGGGAGGGACACACCCACCUAUGUCUACCCGGAAGAGGUUAGGUGGGUCAUGCGGGCUCGAUUCCCCGACGACCCGGUCCGCCUGUACGACGGGCAAGUUGAGAAGCAGCGGGCAGUCUACUUCGUUGAUGUCGUAGAUCUGGCCACGGCCACCUGGCCGUCCUGCCGCUGCGGGAGCGCCACUGGAACUUCCGGGGGGCCUGCCCGCCGCGGACGCCGGACCUCCCGCGCCACACCUUACCCCCACAAGCGUGGCCAGUAG
Messenger RNA from Branchiostoma belcheri (Belcher's lancelet), 3389 nucleotides. RefSeq lists its product as uncharacterized. The transcript has 7 exons. The record is from RefSeq and is a predicted model, not a curated record. NCBI's taxonomy places the organism in Eukaryota, Metazoa, Chordata, Leptocardii, Amphioxiformes, Branchiostomatidae. The coding region runs from base 429 to 3389 and encodes 986 amino acids.